Molecule: messenger RNA, 2796 nt
Organism: Clupea harengus (Atlantic herring)
Lineage: Eukaryota; Metazoa; Chordata; Actinopteri; Clupeiformes; Clupeidae
Gene: insm2
Product: INSM transcriptional repressor 2
Biological process (GO): regulation of cell cycle process; negative regulation of transcription by RNA polymerase II; neuron differentiation
Cellular component (GO): transcription repressor complex; nucleus
Molecular function (GO): DNA-binding transcription repressor activity, RNA polymerase II-specific; RNA polymerase II cis-regulatory region sequence-specific DNA binding
Source: RefSeq, a predicted model, not a curated record
AUUCUCAUUAAUGCUACAGGCCCUCCCUCUUUAGUGUCGCCACUGAUUGGGCAAAGCGUUGACACUGACGGUGACUUCACAAAAGCAGAAUGCGAGCCCGAAGAUAAAAAACAAGCCAUGCGUAUCGACGUGACAGUGCACCGCUUCCCCACUUGGCUGCGUUUGCUUGCACCUGUUCUGUAGCAAGUGACAACUCCGCGUCUUUGCAGUCUCUGGCAAUUGUCUGUGAAGGACACACAAGGCGAAGAGAAUGCCACGAGGUUUUCUUGUGAAAAGGAGUAAACGGGGCUCUCCAGCAUCUUACAGAGCGCGCCAAGAGGCCAGCGAGCUUUCCAAAGCGCACCUUCCGGCGCACAUCCCAGAUGGUCCGACAAGCGUCUUAGUGACGCACUCAAGUGCACUGCAAACUGAAGAUCUUCGAGAAACUUGGACAAGCGUGCCGACUGAAACAGAGCAAGCCCAACUGCCCGAAAGUCCAAGAAAUGCAGAACUUGCAACGGCCAUCACAGACCUGUCACCGCAACACAGAUGCGAUGCAGAGCCCAGCGGAUCGCCCGGUCGGGCUGAUGCUGUGUACAGUCCGAUUAAACCCGUCAGCACAGAGCUGAAGGAGUCGUUUUUUGACAGAUGUCUGAGCUCACCGGCCACAGCGGAGUCGUUCCCUUUGAGCACACCCGUAUCCUCCAUCGAGCGGCUGCUCAUGAACCACGGGGAUAUGAAAUUCGACACGCCGGUUCAACUGUACUCGUCAUUCCAUCAGAGUCUAAAGCGCUCCAGCGCUGACAGCGAGCGCAAAGCGAAGCCUCCAGCAAAGAAGCCCAAAGUUAUGAGGAAACUCAACUUCGAGGACGAGGUGACUACCUCGCCGGUGCUAGGACUAAAAAUUAAGAAAGAGUGUCCUGAAACUAAACCCACGUCCUCCACCGGGAGAAAGAAACCUUUGGGCGAGUUCAUCUGUCAACUCUGUAAAGAGGAGUACCAGGACCCGUUCUCACUCGCACAGCACAAAUGCUCAAGGAUCGUGCGCAUCGAGUACCGCUGUCCCGAGUGCGACAAAGUUUUCAGCUGUCCCGCAAACUUGGCCUCUCAUCGUAGGUGGCACAAGCCUCGCAAUGUGAACAACGGCGAAUCACAAGGCGGAAAGAAGCCAUCUAUGGAGGCCCAGGCCCUGGACAAGCUAUCCGCGGAGGGAAAAGAAAACGCGAGCAAGCUGCGGAUGAACAAUCAGCACCACAUCUCGCUGGAAAGCUCUCAGUGCCACAGGGCAGCUGACUAUGCGCACGGGCAAGAGAUGCGCAGAGCAGCGCCGGAGAGUCCACCGUCGCUGCAACAGCAGCAGUACAUGCCCACUGAGAAAUGCUUCGACCUGCAUAUCAGAACCGGCGACAACGACAGCUUGUUGCACUGCGCUGAUCCAUUGGACCCCACCGCUGUUUCGUGUCUGCCGUCUCCGGGUUGCGGAGAGGAGGUGUACGAGUGCUGCUACUGCGGUAAGAAGUUCCGAAGACAAGCAUACCUGAGAAAACACCUGGCGGCACAUGAGACAAUCAAGCCAUCGCCGUACAGCCAGUUCAUGAAUGAACAGAUCACUUUCCCCUGUCACCUCUGCGGGGCCCACUUCCCCUCUUUAGAGAUCCGGGACAAGCACAGACUGUGGCACGUCGUGAGGGAGGACCUAUUCCUGAACCCAGUGAAGAGCGCAAGUGCACUGGUUAGACCGGAGCUCACGCACGGCGAACAGCAGAUCUUCACGUGUAAACACUGUCCGUCCACAUUUUUCAGCUCCCCGGGACUGACAAGGCAUGUCAACAAGUCUCACCCCACGGAGAAUAGACAGGUCAUGCUCUUGCAAAUGGCUGUGAGGCCUGGCUGCUAACUAGCAGAUGAGGAGCGGGUGACAUCCAAAUUUCCAAAAGACAUCUCAUAUGGACACGAAAAAAAAAAAAUCUUCUUAAGUAAAUCAUGCAACAUUGUGAAUUGAACGUUUUCCAUGUCAAAGCAACAUAAUGAUAAGCGUUUUGAGCUUUGUUUUAUCCGACUCUUGUUCAUGCCACUAUGGUUUUGCACCGGCAUCAUACACAUCUGUCAAGUAAUUCUGUCAGGUUUUAGUGUUUGCGUAUACUGGACACUUACUGCGACAACUCAUUUUUGUGCAAAUAUCCUCAAGGGUGCUGGAAAACUAGACCCCAAGAAGUGGGCGAAUAUAACCAAGCAACUGUUUACAACCCAAUUAAGUUUUAGCAUGGGUGUACAAUUAAGUUUCAGUUACAUGUAACAAUUACAAGAAUAGACUAUUCUCCACUUAAACGUAGUUCCUAUGGAAAUUCAAUUUGUUGUUAAGUAGUCUAGCUGUUAUUUCUAAAUAAUCUAUCAAGACGUAUUUUCAUAUGCAUUACACUUGUGAAUGUGCAAAGCGGUGAUUGUGAUAAAAAUGUAUCAACAUCCAUAUGAUUAUUAGCCGAGAAAUGCCUACAUAAAUUAUCUUGGCCUAUAUGUAACAACAAAGUAUACUUUCUAUAUAUUUAUAUUUUCAUAUGUACUAGAAAGUAUUGCAUUACCAACUGUUGUGACAAACUGCAACGUAAAGUCAAUAAAACGUAGGACACACAAGAAGGCUUAAUCGAUCAGUAAUUUCUAUCGACCACCUGGCCUUGAACUUCCCAGCUCACUUCAGGAAAUCUGUCGCAAUGUUUGAAAAAUAAUCUGUAAAUAAAUUACACGGUAUCAUGCACAAGCCUAUAUUCAUAUUAAGCCCAACAUGCAAUUCGAAUUACUCUAAACACAAAACAGGAAAAA